This is a messenger RNA of Symbiodinium necroappetens, 429 nucleotides long. NCBI's taxonomy places the organism in Eukaryota, Dinophyceae, Suessiales, Symbiodiniaceae. The record is from the annotation of a GenBank genome assembly.
AUGGUCAACGAUGGAAAGCAGAUGUUGUGUGAAGAUGUGAAGGCAAUGCCUCCCUCUGAGAUCGUCAAUCAGCACCAUGGAAUGUGCGGCACUCAUGCCUGCAUGGGCGCUGACGAACGGUGUCUGCAUGUCGAUCAUCAAGAGGAAGAGCUCACACAGCCGAAGAAGGGGCAAUGCCCUGGAAACUGCCAUGACGACUGCAUCCGGUCCUCUGAAAGGCUGGAGUGCAUCCAUGUAGGCGAGAUCACCCAAGAAGCUGGCACUGAAGGGCACAAUGCUCAAUUCGUGCGAGGCGACUUCAAGCAGCCAGAAAAGUAUGAAGUCUUCUCCAUGUCCAUGCCGGCAGUGCCAUGGCUCACGCAGCCAGACUCAGCCCAGUUCCGAAGGACCGCGCGCCGAAAGUCAUGGGAGCGAUUCCUGAGAAGCUGA